AUGGCACACCCUAACCUCCAGUCUGAGCAAUGCCCCUCCCAGGAAGAUGGAAGGGACGGCCAAGCUAGACCUGCAGGAGUCACUGCCCUGCAGAGAACCAAGGCCUGCUUUCUCAAGGGCGUGUCCUACUUCUCAGGGGACAUGGAGGCAUUUGGAAAAUGGAUGGAAAAACGGUUUUUCUUGCUGCAGCUGCUGGACUGGGUUCUGCGAGGAGCAUCCCAGGUGAUGUUCGUCAACAAUCCUCUGAGUGGACUCAUCAUCUUUGGGGGCCUCAUUUUGCAAAACUACUGGUGGGCCCUCAAUGGCUUUGUGGGCACGCUCUUUGCAACUAUUUCUGCUCUCAUCCUGCAACAAAACAGGGGUGCUAUAGCUGCAGGGUUGUAUGGAUACAACGGCAUCCUGGUGGGUCUGCUGAUGGCUGUGUUCUCCAACACCGGAAACUGGUACUGGUGGCUUCUGCUGCCAAAUGUCUUCAUGUCCAUGAUGUGCCCAAUUGUGUCCAGUGCCCUGGCAUCGAUAAACAGCCGCUGGGAUCUGCCAGUGUUCACGCUGCCCUUCAACAUCCUAGUAUGUCUGCACAUGGUCGCCACCGGCCACUAUAACCACCACUUCCCCCAGGUGCUCAUUCAGCCACGCUCCGAGUUCCCCAACAUCACCUGGUCUGAAAUCAAUGUGUCAAAGCUGUUCAUGUCAGUACCUGUAGGAAUAGGGCAGGUUUAUGGCUGUGACAACCCUUGGACAGGAGGAAUGUUCAUCAUCUCUCUUUUCAUCUCCUCCCCUGUCACCUGUGCUCAUGCUGUUCUGGGAUCUGCUGUGGGCAUGGUGUCAGGUUUGGCUUUAGCAGCUCCGUUUGAAGACAUUUAUUUUGGCCUGUGGGGCUACAACUGUGUGUUGGCCUGCAUCGCCAUAGGAGGAAUGUUUUACGCGCUCACCUGGCAGGUGCAUCUGCUCGCCAUCACAUGUGCUUUUUUCUGCGCCUAUCUCGGCUCAGCCAUUGCCAACAUCAUGUCCACAUUCGGUCUUCCGGCGUGCACAUGGCCUUUCUGCCUCUCUGCCCUCACCUUCCUCCUCCUAACUACAGGGACCAAACGAAUAUUCAAGCUGCCGCUGGCUAAAGUCACCUAUCCUGAGAAGAACUUGGCCUUCUACUGGAAGCUGAAGAAGCAGGAGAAAGAGGAAAAGGCUGAGAAGGAGAGGAAAGAGCAAGAGGAGCAGCAGAGAGUCAUCAAGGAGGAGGUGAUCCUAAACGAGAAAAAUCAACUGAGGCUGGAGUUGCAGAGGAUGGAGGAGGGGAAAGAAGACAAUAUCAAUAAAGAGACGCAAGCUGAAGACCGAGAGUCUGCAGCAGAUGUGCAGGACACUGAAGGAGAAAGAAACAGGAGAAAUGAAUUCACUGAAGUCAUUAUUGCUGAUUAUUUGUAA
Molecule: messenger RNA, 1422 nt
Organism: Nematolebias whitei (Rio pearlfish)
Lineage: Eukaryota; Metazoa; Chordata; Actinopteri; Cyprinodontiformes; Rivulidae
Gene: slc14a2
Product: solute carrier family 14 member 2
Exons: 8
Coding region: 1-1422 (473 amino acids)
Biological process (GO): urea transmembrane transport
Cellular component (GO): membrane
Molecular function (GO): urea transmembrane transporter activity
Source: RefSeq, a predicted model, not a curated record